This is a messenger RNA of Lipotes vexillifer (Yangtze River dolphin), 795 nucleotides long. It is a transcript of the gene TLCD2, whose product is annotated as TLC domain containing 2. The record is from RefSeq and is a predicted model, not a curated record. Bases 1 to 795 code for a protein of 264 amino acids. Gene Ontology annotation, biological process: phospholipid homeostasis; plasma membrane organization; membrane assembly. NCBI's taxonomy places the organism in Eukaryota, Metazoa, Chordata, Mammalia, Artiodactyla, Lipotidae. The transcript is spliced from 4 exons. Gene Ontology annotation, cellular component: plasma membrane.
AUGGCGCCCUCUGGGCUCCUCGUGACCGGCGCCUCCUUCGCCGCCUUCCGGGGGCUGCACUGGGGGCUGCAGCUUCUGCCCACGCCCGGAUCUGCUGCCCAGGACCGUUGGAAGUGGCGGAACAUCUGUGUCUCCCUGGUUCACAGCCUGCUUACGGGGGCCGGGGCGCUGCUCGGGCUGUCGCUGUACCCUCAGAUGGCCGCCGACCCGAUUCAUGGCCACCCGCCCUGGGCCCUGGUGCUGGUGGCUAUAUCUGUGGGUUAUUUCCUAGCCGAUGGAGCUGACAUGCUGUGGAACCAGACGUUGGGCCAGGCCUGGGAACUUCUUUGUCACCAUUUGGUGGUAGUGAGCUGCCUCAGCACCGCCAUUCUCUCUGGCCACUAUGUGGGCUUCUCUGUGGUCUCUCUGCUCCUGGAGCUGAACUCCACCUGCCUGCACCUACGAAAGCUGCUGCUGCUUUCUCGCCAGGCCCCAUCCCUGGCCUUCAGUGUGACCAGCUGGGCCACUCUGGCUACCCUGGCCCUCUUCCGCCUGGUUCCGCUGGGAUGGAUGAGUCUGUGGCUGAUCCGGCAACACCACCAGGUACCUAUUGCUCUGGUCAUCCUUGGUGGAACUGGACUGGUCACUGUGGGCGCUACGAGCAUCACACUGGGUGUCCGCAUUUUGGUCAGUGAUGUCCUGCGGUCUCGGCCCCGCCCACCCAUCCCUGAGCACAAGGAAACCAAGGGCACCAGGACUUGUUGCGAUGGUGAGCCUGUCACCAGGGAUGACCUUACUCUCAGCCUGAAAGACUGA